AUGCCCCCCAAAGCUCCGGUGCUGGUCGCCAUACCACUCCCCCCAGCAUUCCUCCUUCCACGAUCCAUCCUCCAGCCGUCAACGCCCACAAUACAAAAACGCACCUUCGGCAUCAGAUCAAUAGACCGCCCCCGCCACGACCGCUACCACCCCAAAUCCCUCGCCGCGAGUCAAGAAGCAGCACAUAAACGAAAAGAGCUCGCCGAUGCGCUCCCCUACCGCACCGGCGCACUCGCCAUCAAGAAGGGCAUGACCUCGCUGUACGACGAAGAAGGCAAGCUCAUCCCCGCCACCAUCCUGCAAUUCGACCGCAACCAAGUCGUCCUACACAAGACACGGAAAGUGCACGGGUAUUUCGCCGUCUGCGUUGGCGCGGGCGUCAAGGCGGCAAAGAACGUGCCCAAGGCCGAGCUGGGCCAGUACUCGGUGCAAGGCGUGAGUCCAAAGAGGUAUCUACAGGAGUUUCGGGUGCGGGACGAGAGGGGUCUCUUGCCGGUGGGCUCGUCGAUACAUGCAGAUUGGUUCCAGCCGGGCCAGUUCAUUGAUGCGCGGUCGCACUGUAAGGGGAAGGGGUGGCAGGGCGUGAUGAAGAGAUGGGGAUUUCACGGUCAGGAUCGGAGUCACGGUGUGUCGCUGACGCAUAGGAGUAUGGGCUCUGCUGGAGGAGGGCAGGGAAGCGGUAGUCGAGUGCAUCCAGGGAAGAAGAUGGCGGGGAAUAUGGGUGGGCAGAGGGUCACGAUGCAGAAUGUCAAGGUGCUGCAGAGUGAUGCUGCGAAAGGCAUAUUGCUGGUCAAAGGCGCCGUAUCCGGACCCAAAGGCUGCGUUGUCAUGGUUCAGGAUGCACUAAAGAAGCCCUGGAUAAUGCCUCCUCCUUUGAUCGACUUUGACCCGAAGGACGUCGAUCCUGCCGAGGUCGUGGAUCUAUCGCAACAACCCGACGCAACAACGGCAUCGACGGUCACUGCGUAA
Messenger RNA from Cyphellophora attinorum, 969 nucleotides. Its product is annotated as 54S ribosomal protein L9, mitochondrial. Gene Ontology annotation, molecular function: structural constituent of ribosome. Lineage: Eukaryota; Fungi; Ascomycota; Eurotiomycetes; Chaetothyriales; Cyphellophoraceae. The record is from RefSeq and is a predicted model, not a curated record. Gene Ontology annotation, cellular component: ribosome; mitochondrial large ribosomal subunit. The coding region runs from base 1 to 969 and encodes 322 amino acids. Gene Ontology annotation, biological process: translation. The transcript has 2 exons.